Molecule: messenger RNA, 644 nt
Organism: Hemibagrus wyckioides
Lineage: Eukaryota; Metazoa; Chordata; Actinopteri; Siluriformes; Bagridae
Gene: sinup
Product: siaz-interacting nuclear protein
Exons: 5
Coding region: 87-587 (166 amino acids)
Source: RefSeq, a predicted model, not a curated record
UGAUCCGCCAUGGCAGCUGAACAGGUAAAUAUCUGCCCUAAAGGGCGCUGGUUGAAGCUCGGGGAAGGCAGCUGGUGGGGUUGAGUAUGUCGGGUGACAUGGCUGAACGCGGCACUGGUCUUCAUGGUGUUAAUGAUGUGGGCUCUGCAGAAAAAGAAAACGCAGGCAGGAUUGAAGAUUCGAGGCCAAACAUUCAGUGGCCCUCAAAGUCCUGUCGCAAAGUAGCCGUUAUCCCUCCUAUGUCCAGAAGCAAGAGCUCUGAAAUGAGUCCCCCACAGUCUCCUGCUUCAAUUUCUCCAACUACAAUAAGUCCAGAUGACCCUUCAUCACCUAUCAGUUCGAGGCACGUGAUCAGGAGGAAUUGUACUCGGCUGCGUCCCUUCUCCUUUGAUUUGCGUGACUCCAUGCGAAGAGUUGCUCAUGAACAAAAGCUGACGAGGCUGAGAGAGCUGGACAUACUUUAUCCUGCACACCCCUUUACAGCCAAUCCGGUGAGGAAAUACAAACCCCUGGUACUGCAGAAGAGCUCGCGUAAACUCACGAUCCCCAGAUCGCCCUUCUCCAGUCGUGAUGACCCAUGGAAUUAGAUAAAAUUCCUUUUUAAUACUGCAUGUAAAUACUAAUCUAUUUUUACAAGAUUUUGU